Molecule: messenger RNA, 1548 nt
Organism: Coccidioides immitis RS
Lineage: Eukaryota; Fungi; Ascomycota; Eurotiomycetes; Onygenales; Onygenaceae
Product: chromate ion transporter
Exons: 5
Coding region: 1-1548 (515 amino acids)
Biological process (GO): chromate transport
Molecular function (GO): chromate transmembrane transporter activity
Source: RefSeq, a predicted model, not a curated record
AUGUCCCUCGCCGCUCUCAUCAAUGCUGUUCGCAACAUUGAUCGUGGCCCUGCCACCGCAUACGAGGCAAACAAUGACAAGCUGUUGCUUCGCUUUUACGAUGUACUAAUGCGAACCUGGCACCUGGGCUUUACGUCCUUCGGAGGGCCUCCUGUCCACUUUCGAAUUUUCUAUCAGCGCUUUGUAGAGGGUCUUGGAGGCAAAACACCAUGGAUUGAUGAGCAAACGUACCAAGAGCUUUUUGCCUUGUGUCAAGCUUUGCCCGGCCCCGGAAGCACCAAAAUGCUCUUCUGCAUGGCCCUCAUCCAUGCCGGCUUUCUUCCCGCCAUAGUUACCUUGCUAGCCUGGAGUUUGCCAGGCGCCGUGGGCAUGUUUGGACUUUCGCUGGGAGUUCAAAGACUGGAUGAGCUGUUACCAGACAUUGUAUAUGCUCUUCUAUCUGGCUUGAAUGCUUCAACCGUUGGCAUCAUUGCAUUGGCAGCAGUUCAACUAGCGGAGAAGUCUAUAAAAGAUAACAUAACCAGAAUCCUUGUUAUUGGCGGAGCGUGUGCCGGGCUGUGUUACAAUGCCUUGUGGUACUUUCCAACGUUAAUGGUAAUAGGUGGCUGUUCGACCGCCGUAUGGGACCUUUACGGUCGACGAAAUGUUGCAAAGUUGCGCAGGAAGCUCCGAAGGCAAGACAGAGCUGCUGAGCUAAAUACUGAAGAAGGCACUGCCCAAACAAGUAUACCACUCCAACAAGCGUCAACUACCACGGGUGUACAAAGACGGACGGUCUCAAAAGACGAUGAUGCACCGGAUACAUCCGAAAGACAUCCAGGCCCUCCUAGUGAGUCAACUGGAGAUUCUAUCCGUGUCGAUACACAAUCUCAUUCUCUGUCGCUGAAGUGGGGUAUCUUAAUCAUCGUGGGAUUUUUCGCGUCUUUUAUCGCGAUCUUGGUAGUACGAGGAACCAUGGAUAAGCCACCGCUUGAGUUGGAUCUCUUCACAAACAUGUAUCUGGCCGGAACCAUCAUUUUUGGUGGUGGGCCUGUUGUUAUCCCCCUUCUUCGAGAAUACGUCGUGGAACCUGGCUGGGUCAGUGCCAGGGACUUCCUUAUCGGUCUAGCCAUCAUUCAAGCGUUCCCCGGGCCGAAUUUCAACUUUGCGGUGUUUCUGGGGGCAUUGGCAGUAAUCUCAACCAGCUCUCCAACGAUACUUGGCGCCUUUUUAGGAUACAUCGGUAUUUUUCUCCCCGGAAUCACAUUGGCCGUUGGAUUUCAGAGCUGUUGGCGGGUUAUAAGAAAGUAUCCAAUUACGACCAGCGUGCUCCGCGGGAUGAAUUCAACGGCUGUCGGACUCGUCUUCACAGCCGUUUACCGGUUAUGGGAGAUAGGAUACUUGAGUUCCGAUGCUUCUUCUGGGCAAAGUUUGGGAAAAGAACCUUUUUGGCUGGUUGUGGCCGCGCUGACAUAUGCUGAGAACGCUUGGUUCAAUGUACCCCCUGCUAUUGCAAUUAUAUUUGGCGGUAUUCUAGGAUUGUGCUGGUACGGCGCUGUGGGAAGAUAA